CCCUCCAAGCCAGCCUCGCCCUCCCACCGCGCAACUGUCCAGCCUGAACCCGCCCGCGCCCACCGCCCCUGCGAACGGGUGCCUGCAUCCACGAUGGGAAAUGAAGCUAGUUACCCGACGGAGAUGUGUUCCCACUUCAACCACGAUGAAAUUAAAAGGCUGAGCAAGAGGUUUAAGAAGCUGGACUUGGACUGUUCGGGCUCUCUGAGCGUGGACGAGUUCUUGUCCCUGCCCGAGCUGCGGCAGAACCCGUUGGUGCAGCGAGUGAUCGACGUCUUCGACACCGACGGCAAUGGAGAGGUGGACUUUGAGGAGUUCGUCGUGGGGACCUCCCAGUUCAGCGUCAGGGGGGACGAGGAGCAGAAGUUGAGGUUUGCCUUCAGCAUCUACGACAUGGAUAAAGACGGCUACAUUUCCAACGGGGAGCUGUUCCAGGUGCUGAAGAUGAUGGUGAGGAACAACCUGCAAGACUGGCAGUUACAGCAGAUCGUGGACAAAACUAUCAUCAUCCUGGACAGGGAUGGCGACGGGAGAAUAUCCUUCGAGGAAUUCAGUGCCGUGGUCGGAAACCUGGAGGUCCACAAGAAGUUGGUGGUAACUGUGUGAGCCUUUUUUUAAGAGCACCACCCACCAACUCUCACUUAACCUGUCUCUGUCUCUCUUGACUUAUUUGGAAGUGUUUCUCUUUGUGAAGCCACAUUGUCUAACGUGAACCUCAUGACCAGCUCGGUGUUAUUAAUUCUUCUCUCAGUGCUUCAGGGUAACACCCCAGAGGAGCGUGGUGGGGAAAGAAAAACAAAUGGCUUUUAUAAACGUCUUUUGCUUUGCUUUGAUCCAGAAACCAAACUAUAAAGAGUCAAGAAGAAGUUGAAAACUUCAAAAAUAAGAAUAUAUACACUUCUUUGCCUCUACUUCUCAUGCUUGUAUAUGGAGAAAACUGCACAAUUUCAGUCAGGUGUUAGGUGAACUACUUUCAUUUAUCUGUGGUAUCCAGGUAUUUUUUGACAGAUUGUUAACUUCCUAUUGUGGCAACAGGAAUAAAUAUAUUUAUCUUGGCUGAGCACCUUUUAAGCAGCUCUCUCUGGACAGGGAAAGCCCAUCCUUCCCUUUCCCAGGCUGCAGCCCCCUUCCCAUCUUCAUCCAGAAAUUCCUGAACAUGUCUGAAGGGCUCCUCCUGUCUCAUUGUUCCAGCUCCUGCCCAGAGGCUGGUCUCAGGGCUCUUGCAAGAAAUACUAACCCUGGACUGAAUGCCCAGCCCAACUAUCAGCCUCAGUGGUGGUCAGUCUUUCAGGAUGGGUGACCCGCCCCCAAUAUUAAGUUUGGUUAAGGUUGCUUCCAGACAGACAGGGCAGGGACCUUCUUAGAAAGCUCUCACCUCCAAAAUUCACCACCACCCGCCAACCCCCAAUUAAAGGGAAGGGGACAGAUUCAGAGUCAUUCUUUCCACAAGGCAGAGUCAGUGAAGAUCUCAGCUGCAGCAGGCUUCCCCUGGGAUGCUGAAGUGGUGUUGCUCCUGGUACUCAAAAGAUGAAGAGAUGGGCAAACAUCUCGGCAGCAGGCAGGGUGAGUGCUGUCUGCACUGACUAAAACUUAGCUUUAAACAUAAGACCUGGGGCCUGGCAGGGAAACUGAGAGAAGGGAGGACUUUUCAUUCCUCACACCCUAAUAAAUCUGCAGCCAAAGGGUGUACCAGAGCCUGUUCACACUGGAUCAGUGUGUAUGCAUCUCUUCCUACCCCUGUGUUCAGUGAUGUCAUGUCGAUAGUUUGAAAUUGGUUGUGGUGGAACUAGUAUAUCACAGGAGCAAAAGGUUUUUGUUUUGUUCUGUUGGAGAACCAUCGUACCAGUAAAUCUACCACUGCCUGUAUCCCAGAUGUUACCAGCUCUCCAAGGCCCCACUUACUGUCAGUUCUCAGAAAACAAGCUGUCCUUGGUCCCAGCAUCUGCCACUUCCCACCAAUCCUCUUCCUCAGAGUGGACACUCCCCCUGGUCUCAAAACACCAGGACAAUGAGACAUACUCUCCCUACACUGGACAAAACUCAGGUGACGUUGCUCAGGAUGAGGAAGAUCUAUUUGAAAGAUAUUAUUAUUCCUAUGUUUUGAAGAAGACAGUAGCUAGUCUUGAAAAAACAAAAGUAAGAAAAAUCCACAAUUUUAAUUACUGUCAGGGCACCCAUCUGCCAAAGGCUCCCCUACUUUUUAUUUAGUAGAUUAUCUUGGAACCACAAAAGAUAGGAUUCUUUGUCCCCUUAAUUCCUGUGCGGUCCUAAUGUAUUAAUGAUUAGUAAAUGGUACCAACCCUGUAGUGUUAUGAGCCAUACCCCCCAUUGCAGGAUAACAUCAUUCAAAGGUUCAGACACAACUGGGUUUGGAUUCAUUUACAACUGGGUUUUUAUGACAGUCACUUAUUAGCUGUGUGAGCAUGAGCAAGUUUCUUAACCUCUCAGUGUCCUUUCUCCUAAUUAAAACAAGGAUCCCUCCUAUGGUUAUUUAGAGGAUUCGAAAAGAUAAAACAUGGUUGUCUCGGUCAGUAGACCAUACGAUUCUUGAUCUAGGUGUUGUAAGUAGGUGUAGAGCCUACUAAAAAAAUAAAUAAAAAUAAAUAAAACAUGUAAAGUGCCUAGAACACAAUGGGUUCAUUCUAAUUCCCUUCCAUUCCAUUCAUGUGUGUGUGUGUGUGUGUGUGUGUGUGUGUGUGUAUGAAACAGGAGGCCUAUUGGUUCUUUUUGAACCCUUACUAAGUACUCAGCCAUACCACUCUAAAAUUAACUGAAUAUUUGUGUAAUCCUAAUCCAGAAAGGAAGCAAUGUCAUAGUCCUUCCCACCCUCUCAUUUGCAGAAGGAACAAAGACUUCUUGACUGGAGAAAGUUAAAAUGAAAGACCCUCAUUCUGAUAAAAAGAUCAGGUCAGAGGUUGCCAGAAGCCCCGAAGGAGAGGAAGAUGGACGGGUGGAGCACAGGGCAUAUUUAGGAGUGCAAAACUGUUCUGUAUGAUACUCUAAUGAUGAAUAUAUGACAUUGCCCAUUUUGGAAAACUCCAUAAAAGGCACGACACAAAGAGUGGGCCUAAUGUAAAUGACGCAAUUUAGUUAACAAUAAACCUAUCAAGUUGGUCCAUCACUUGAAAGAAAUGCACCCCUUGAAGAAGUUACUAACUGAAGCUGUGUAGGCAAGAAGGGAUAUAUGCAAACGUUUUAUACUUUCUACACAUUUCUGUAAACCUGUUCUUCAAAUAGUCUUUUAAAAUGUUUUUUAAAAAAUAAAAGAUUCUCAUUCAAGCCCAA
Molecule: messenger RNA, 3285 nt
Organism: Acinonyx jubatus (cheetah)
Lineage: Eukaryota; Metazoa; Chordata; Mammalia; Carnivora; Felidae
Gene: PPP3R2
Product: protein phosphatase 3 regulatory subunit B, beta
Exons: 2
Coding region: 94-606 (170 amino acids)
Molecular function (GO): calcium-dependent protein serine/threonine phosphatase regulator activity; calcium ion binding
Source: RefSeq, a predicted model, not a curated record